AUGCCGUCCCUCGCCGACCUCGAAAACUUCAUCGAGAACAACCUCCCCCGCGAGCUACAGGACUUGCCUCACCAAGUGUCCGUCUCGGUGCAAGAAUACUACCAGAUCCUGUACGAGCAGCUCAACAAGUAUGGUCCGCCCAUGCCCUGUUUGUCGUCGCUUCCUACUCUGGACAGCUUUGCCGAAAAGGUGACCGAGCUCGUCUCGCCCGUUCCCGCACCGCCGCUAUACGUACCGCCGCCGCCUCCUCCGACCAAUCUGCAGCUCAUGCAAGCUUGGACGCACAGGCAUCGCACUGCUAUCGGUGUGACUGGCAGUCUGCUCCUCGUCGGACUGGGAACCAGCUAUGCUUAUCAAGCCGGCUAUAUCUCGCUGCCCUACCUCGGCAAGAAGCAAUUUGUCGGUCGAGGGCGCACACGUCAGGUCCGGCUCAAGAACGGUAUUCGCAGAGAGGCCGUCAUCGUCCUCGGAGCCGACACGCCGCUGGGUCGGUCUCUCGCUCUCCACUUCUCCGGCCAAGGCUUCGUGGUGCUCGCAUCGGUAUCAUCCUCGGCCGCUCUGGCCCAAUUCGAGAAUCUCAUCCCUCCAAGCUCUCGAGGCUACGUCAAGGCGCUCAUCUUCGACGUCGAUGACCCAUCGAGCUCCUUGCAACCCUUUGUGAGGGCGCUUUCGGCUGCUCUCAGUCUGCGCUACCCCCUCACCAGUGCUGGAGACCCCUAUGCACGACCAGGCGAGAAUAUCAGUAUUGCUGGUGUGGUGAAUGCGCUCAGCUUCGUUGCUCCCGAAGACGAUGCGAGCCUCUCCCGCAGCAUGUCCGUCUCGGCUUCGGUGUCGUCGCUGGGCGUGCCUAUCACGAAGCUGGCACCGUCGCCCUCGUCCGAGCUUCUCGAACGCCACGUCGUGGCCAGUCUCUGCGCUCUCGGUGCUCUGAUCCCGAUGCUCAGGGCGCUGCCCAAUCGCGCCGAGGACACGGCCGAGAUGGAGCCGGCCACCGUGGUCACGCUUAUCUCCAGCCCUGCUUCCCGUACAGCCUUGCCCCGUCAGGCCAUGUACUCGGUCAUCGCGCAGAGCGUCGCUGCUGGCGUGCAAUCGCUUCGACGCGAGUGCGAGGAGGAUUCGCUGUACUCCAAGACGGCUGGCAACAGCAAGCUCUCUUUCGGAUCCCCCAGCUCGACCUCACGUCGAGCCUCCACUUCGCGCUCCACGCUCAAGCAGCGAGAUGUGCGCAUCACGAUGGUCGAGGUCAACUCUGGUUCUGUCCUGGGCGAGUCUGGCACCGCAACCACUGCCAACGAGACGACCACCAGUUCUCCAUCGCAGUCGCCCUCGCGACCCACCUUUGGUCGCUCGCCCUCGUCCUCCCAGGGCUCCUUGUGGCACCACCGAUCGCCUACCUCCGCGCCCGUACUCAACAAGGUCUCUUCCCUUCUGCUGAGCACGAAACGCCGUCUGCCGCCCAGCCACACCGUGAGCACGUAUCCGCUUUCCUCAUACUGGCUCACAUUCAGCCAGGUGCUGCUCACCAUCGUUCCUACGAGCUUUGUCGAUUUCGCCCUGGCUUUGCGUCGCCAGCUGUCGUUGCGCAGGGCGGGCCUGAUAGGUCGCGCUGAGCACGCCUACCUGCCGUGGAACUGGGGCCGGCCAUCGGACGCUCGUGGACCCACAGGAGGGCAGCGGCCUGCGGUGGGACCUGGACCGGGACCCGCGUCUGCUACCCACUCGCGCGCAUCGAUCAAACGCCCCAGCCCACUGGGAUAUGAGAUCCGCGAGGAGGACGCUGCCAGUCUGCCAGAGAGCGAGCGGUCAUCCGGUGCAUCCGGCAUUCCAUCUAGCGUCCCCAGCUCGGCAUACGGGGACAACGACGAGGUCGUCGAAGAGGAAAGUGGACGAUCCACCACCCACUCGCCCUACUUUGGUGGGAGAGCCAUGCACGCCAGUCAGGAUCUGAGCGCGUCUACGCCGAGCCUGGAGACUGGUCGAGCGACAGCUAUGCCGCGCGACCCGUGGAUGGGGACGAGUGGCGCGAGCAGUGGCGGCGAGUCCCCCGCGGUAGGAGGAAGUGCGUAUGGGAGCGAGAACGAGGAGGGCUUGGGGACCAGUUGGGUUGCUCUUGGGGAGAGUGCGAGGCGUGAGGAGGGGCAGUGA
Kalmanozyma brasiliensis GHG001 is the source of this 2145-nucleotide messenger RNA. RefSeq names its product NAD(P)-binding domain protein. Bases 1 to 2145 code for a protein of 714 amino acids. NCBI's taxonomy places the organism in Eukaryota, Fungi, Basidiomycota, Ustilaginomycetes, Ustilaginales. The transcript has a single exon. The record is from RefSeq and is a predicted model, not a curated record.